AUGUGGGGCAAGUCAUGGAAAAGGUUUGGAAAUUGGCAGAAUAUGUCAACAUACCUUAUUGCAAUUGUUGUUGGGGAGUUUGAUAUGAUCUCGAAUUCGACAAAAGAAGGAAUUGUCGUGAGCGUAUACACGGCACCAGAACAGAGCGCUCGAGGACGCUUUGCUAUCGAAAAUUUAUGGGUGUGA
Molecule: messenger RNA, 186 nt
Organism: Plasmopara halstedii
Lineage: Eukaryota; Oomycota; Peronosporomycetes; Peronosporales; Peronosporaceae
Product: puromycin-sensitive aminopeptidase
Exons: 2
Coding region: 1-186 (61 amino acids)
Source: RefSeq, a predicted model, not a curated record